GACUAGUAAUGUGUGCUUCAGGUCAAGGAUCGUCUUUGAUUAUAUGUGUGAGAAUAUUGACUGGCUACACAGAUACAUUAUACAAGGACUUGAGUGGUAAGACACUACUUCAGCUUCCAAAACUCUAUGGUGCAGGCCAUAGACAGGAGAGUUACAAUAUGUACCUUUUCUGGAUCACAAUGUUUGACACACUAUGGCAGAGCCUUGUUCUCUUCUAUGUACUUUUAUUCACCUAUAGGGAGAGCACUAUUGACAUAUGGGGCAUGGGAAGUUUGUGGACGAUUGCAGUUGUUAUCCUAGUUAAUAUGCACUUGGCAAUGGACAUUAAGCGGUGGUUGCUACUUACUCAUUCUUCAGUUUGGGGAUCAAUAAUCAUUACUUAUGCCUGUGUGGUGGUAUUGGAUUCUAUACCCAUCUUCCCCAAUUACGGGACAAUAUACCAUCUGGCAAAGUCACCUGCAUAUUGGCUCUCCGUCUUGGUUAUAAUAGUCUUAGCAUUACUCCCUCGCUUUAUUUGGAAAGUUAUACAUUAAAAUUUUUGGCCUUCAGAUAUCCAGAUAGCUAGAGAAGCUGAGAUACUGAGAAAAGAACCUAAUUAUUUUGGGUCUAAGCCAGAUCUAGGUUCCAGUUAAUAUGUAUAUUAUUAACUGAUCCAAUUUGCUAUGACCUGGCCAGAGUUUGUCCAGCCAAAUGUGAAAUUUAAUGACAUAUGGCAUGGUUUUUCUGGACAAAGAGGUAGCGUGACGGACCUUAAAAUAUGUGUUCACAUUAUAUUAUAUAAUAAUAUAAAUAGUAUAGAUGUAUGUAUUGUAAGUUCAAGGAAACUUAUACCAUGAGAAAUAACACACAGAUUUCAUGAUAAAAUGGGCAGUUCAGAGAUCAGUUAGUCUUCCUACCACAUCAUGUAGCGGUAAUACAUCACAUGGCUCAGUUUCAGCUGGUACGUAUAAGUUUUUGACUUUUUAGUAGUAUUUGUAUAGUAUACUUCAAUUGAAAUCAAAUGGACAUGACUAUCACAGUUUAUUUGUUUAUUUGUUUGAUCAAUUACAGAGAAUUUUAUUAAUCAUUAAAUAUGAUUUUAUAUUAUUUUUGGUGAUUGAUCUCCUUGUGCCAUUGUGCGAUGUGUUCAUUGUUUUGUUCAAUUACGAAGGAAUCUUAUCAUGACAAAUUGACAGCUUGUCUCAAACCACCCCCACUCCCUCUCUUACUUUUGCAACUGCUUGUCUCUUACUACAUCAGCAUAAUUUGCCAAUGCCUGAACUCUCCUCUAAAACCUCUUGAUAUGCUGCCACUCCUAUAACAUCAAAAGGAUUU
Molecule: messenger RNA, 1314 nt
Organism: Camellia sinensis
Lineage: Eukaryota; Viridiplantae; Streptophyta; Magnoliopsida; Ericales; Theaceae
Source: RefSeq, a predicted model, not a curated record